AUGGUUUCCUCAUAUGAGUUGGCCGAUAUCAAUCGUGGCAAAUCCUUGACAUCAAUAAAGAAUUCUAUACCGUACCUUCAAAUCUUGACAACUCCAACUAUACUGGGUAUAUGGAUCGGUGCCGUUGGAUGUCUUCUCGCUUUGCAGUUGAUGCAAAUGUUCUCGCCCCUUUACAUUCGUGAAGUACUGCAGUAUUCCGUACAGAAAACCGGCUUUGCUGCCGCUCUUCCGGUUCUAUUUCAGUGCCUUGUAAAGGUUGUUGCCGGCUACAGUAGCGACCAAAUACGAAGCAUAUCGGAAACGACAAAGCUUCGCAUCUACAACAGCGUUUCAUUAGGAGCAAGUGCCUUGGCUUUCUGUGCAUUGGCUUUCGUCAAAAAAGGAGAGUCUAUUUGUGGGAUUGUGCUCAUCACACUUGCCACCGCAAUGUUCGGUCUUAUUGGUGCAGGUUUCGUAAAGUGUGCGACACUAGUGUCGCGGCAACAUAGCCAUUUCGUGCUUGCUAAUAUUCAAAACAUCUGGUGCUCUACCAUGUUGAUCUGCCCAGUCGUGGUUUCAUUUCUGCUUCCCACAGGAGCUAUGGAAGAGUGGCGAGCAGUAUUUCUCAUUCACGCUGGUCUGCUGCUUCUAUCAAACGCAGUCUUUUGUUGGCUGGCCACUGCGAAACCUGCGCCAUGGACGGACUCAUCCAUCACCACGUCAUCUAAGAAGAAUACUCCGAUGAUUUCAUGGGGAUUCACAGUCUGAAAUCUUGUGCACAUGAUCUCAUGCCAUAGACCACAUUUCCGCUAUAUUUUGCUAUCUGGGGC
This is a messenger RNA of Cylicocyclus nassatus, 809 nucleotides long. The record is from the annotation of a GenBank genome assembly. NCBI's taxonomy places the organism in Eukaryota, Metazoa, Nematoda, Chromadorea, Rhabditida, Strongylidae.